AUGCUUUGGAAGGCUUUGGUGCUGCUGCUGUUCUAUUACAGUACUCAUGCCACUGUGACCCACAGAUGGAGCAGAGCUAUGCUUUUCCCAGCUGCUCAGCGAUUCAAGAGGUCCUCAGCUGCCUUCCUCAACCCAGUGUUACAAAACUCACUGGAAGAUGUGGUCCUGCUUUAUGAGUUCCUUUUAGCUGAGCUUGACAUUGACAAAAGUCAGAGGAUCUCCAUCAAAGAUGAGGAGCUGGCUUCCCUGAGGAAGGCUGCUGAGUUCAACACCAUCUGCAACGAGAUUAUCCCCAAGAGCAUUACAGAGAUCCGCAGGCUAAGCAGCAGGCUGUCUUCCUACCCAAGGGUCCUCAAGAAAGAAGACUUUGAAAGGACAGUGCUGACCAUGGUCUACACGGCCUACAGAGCUGCUCAGUCCCAGGGCCACCAGAAAGACACUUGGGCUGAAUCCUUUGUCAGUCUCUACAAAGCCCUGAAGAACGACCUGAUGCUCCCAUACAACAGACAGCCCUCAUAG
Messenger RNA from Cinclus cinclus, 519 nucleotides. RefSeq names its product family with sequence similarity 180 member A (gene FAM180A). The transcript has 3 exons. NCBI's taxonomy places the organism in Eukaryota, Metazoa, Chordata, Aves, Passeriformes, Cinclidae. The record is from RefSeq and is a predicted model, not a curated record. The coding region runs from base 1 to 519 and encodes 172 amino acids.